Akanthomyces muscarius is the source of this 1539-nucleotide messenger RNA. RefSeq lists its product as uncharacterized. Gene Ontology annotation, molecular function: N,N-dimethylaniline monooxygenase activity; NADP binding; flavin adenine dinucleotide binding. Lineage: Eukaryota; Fungi; Ascomycota; Sordariomycetes; Hypocreales; Cordycipitaceae. The record is from RefSeq and is a predicted model, not a curated record. The transcript is spliced from 3 exons. Bases 1 to 1539 code for a protein of 512 amino acids.
AUGUCUUCUGAGCCAGGCGUUGAGAACCCGCUGCUGCAUCCGCUGGCGUUCCUCUACCAGCUGGUGCAGUGGCUGAUAAGCUUGGCUCUCGCGCCGAACCCUCCCAAGGACAACCCGGCGCCUAAUCGGCCUCGAAUUGCCAUUAUCGGUGCUGGACUGACCGGUGUGACGGCCGCUGCGCAUUGCGCCGGCCAUGGCUUCGACGUGCAAAUCUUUGAACAGGCAGACGAAGAGGCGGUUGGCGGCAUCUGGACUCGUGUUAAUAGCACCUCCGGCCUCCAAAUCCACUCAUUCAUGUACCGCUUCCACCCUGCCGUCAACUGGCAAAAGGGCUACCCCAACAAGCAGCAGAUUGUCGAGCAGAUUCGCCAUCUCUGGAAGCUGUACAAGCUGGACAAGCACACGACGUUCAACUUCAAGGUCGACAAGGUCUACCAGGACAAGCAGGGACGAUGGAUCAUCAACGACCCCUCCAACGGCCGCUUCGAAGGCAUGAUUGCCGCGGUCGGCACCUGCGGAGCACCCAAGAUGGCCAAAAUCGACAAUGCCGAGAACUUCAAGGGUAAAAUCAUUCACUCGUCCGACCUUGACAACAUCGACGUCAAGGACAAGAAAGUUGCCAUCAUCGGCGGCGGCGCCUCUGCCAUUGAAGCCCUCGAGUUCAGCAUCAAAAAGGAAGCUUCCCAAAUCUCCAUCCUCUCGCGCUCCGACAAGUGGAUCAUCCCGCGCAACAUCUUCAUCGACGCCCUCCUCAGCAUGAACAUCUUUGGCCAAGAGACGAUCCUGUCGUGGAUCCCCGAGCUUCUCCUCCGCAAGUUCUUCUACCGCGACAUGGCCGACAUUGCGCCCACGGACGUCGGCCUCUUCACCGAUACCCCCAUGGUCAACUCGGACAUUAUGCAGCAGCUGCGCGACGGCAAGGCGCGCUGGAUCCGCGGCGACACGGAAGGCUUCACCGAGACUGGCGUGCACGUCAACCAGCGCGCCAAGGGCGUGCCCAAGGGCGGGCCCGGCAGGGACAUGGUCGUCGACGCCGACGUCGUCGUGCUGGCCACGGGCUUCAAGCGCCCGACGCUGUCGUUCCUGCCCGAGGACUGCUUCCAGGACCCCUACAGCCCGCCCAACUGGUACCUGCAGACGUUCCCGCCGCCGCACCCGAGCAUGUCGGCCAUCAACUGCACCUACGUCGCCGCCAUCGGCACCGUCGGCAACUGGCACAUUGGCAUCUACACGCGCAUCAUGCUCAUGUUUAUCACCGACCCCCUCGCGCGGCCCUCGCCCUUCUGGAUGCGCCGCUGGAUCGGCCUCACCAAGUUUCUCAAGUCGUACUCGCCCACGCCCGCCUUUGACUUUUUCACAUAUCUCGAGCUCGUCUGGUGGUUUGUCUUUUGCGUGUCCAUCAACCCCUUUCGCUGGAAGUGGGCGCUCUUUGUCCUCUUUGGCGUCGGCUUCAACCUGCCCAACAACUUUUCGGAGCUGGAGAGGCGCGUGCUCAACACGGACGGGUACAGCAAGCUCGAUCAAGGUCGCAGUUUCUAG